GUUUUUUUUAUAAAAACCGCAACGGAAGCUUUAAAAAUGAGAACAUUAUUUUCGAGAUUAUUUCGAAACAAAACCACCAAGGAUCCUUUUAUAGAGGUUAGAAUGAUAGUGUUUUAGAAUGACAACCUUUGAAGCCUUUGAACCUACUUCGUUUUGGGGUGUUGAUGAAGAUGGAAAGAUCAAAGAGGAUGAUAUUCUCUACAAAUAUCCACCAUCAAGAUUAAGGUACUUGGAAUGCUAGUUCACAUCUUGUAUGAUGUACUUCUUAAGCCUUUAAGUGCUUAACUCAAAUAAGCACUAAAGGAGAAGCACUUCUAAGCAUCAAAUCUUCACAUUACUUCAAAAGACUAGAAGAAGAGGAGGAGAGAUGAUGAUUACAGUUUGGAGAAGGGAGGAAGAAAAUAGUAUAUACUAGCCAAAAACAAGCUCCAUGCACUUUCUUAUAUACUCCCAUGCAAGACAAGACUUUAGAUUAUAAUAAUAUAAAGUAAUGGUAGCCUUUAGGAGGAUCAGGAGAAUAAGAAGAAGGUUGACAAGCAACCUCUCUUCAACCUUAUAAACUUCGGCCAUGGAGUGUCCAAGAAUACAAAAUUAUGACUUAGUUACUUUAGUUACAUAAAGGUAAAUAAUGGUAAAUAACUAGCAAGUCUAAGGUUAGCUAAAGUGUACAAAACUUUGUUCAUGACUUAUUAAAUCAUACCAUAUGUUAUAAUAAAUAGUUAUGCUCUUUUUAAUUAUUAUUUUCACAAAAACAAUAAGUAUUCCCUAAUUAAAUACAAGAGUUGAUUAUUUAUUAAUAAUCAUAUUAAGAAUAAGUAUAUAAAAUGUGCGAACUUGAUAAAAGGUGUGACCCUGUAGGAUCGUAUGUUAUUAGCAAUAUCAUUCAAUAAUGAUUCUUGAGUAAAAAGAUCCAACAGAUGAUCCCUUAACAUAUUUCACACAUUAUCUAAUUUGUUUUUCCUUUUUUCCACAACAACAUCGAGUUGUUUCAACCCACCUUGAACUAUUAGAUUAAGAAGAUGAUCAAAACAACUAAUACAUAAUAGAUUACCAUUAUAUACCAACAAAUUAAUCAAUAGCAUUUGAUUCUUAAGCAACUCAACACAAACAUCAUUGGAGGAAGCAUUAUCCAAAGUAAUAAAAAACAAUUUCUUCGUUUCAACAUUUUUUAUCAAACCACUGGUCUUUUCGGUGAAAGCAACACCGGUAAUUAGAUGAGUUAUUUGGUAAAAGUUGAGAUUUCUCUUUUGCAAUAUCUAAUUGUCAUCAACCUAAUGGGCAGUCAAACUCAAGUAACCAUAUGUAAUAGUUAAGGUCCAGGCAUCAUAAGUUAAGCAUAUUCUACUAGGACCUCAAACCAGGUCAUCAUGAAGUCUGUUACAUUGAUCUUCAUAUAACUUCGUAGUAUCAAACUUUGUUGUGUUCUUGUAGUAUGAUUGACACUUGGUUCCAACUAUGUUAAAUAUUUCUAAUUACUUCAUAUUCGACAAAAGAGAAUGACAAGUUAUGUCUAACUAUAACAUGAAUCAACAAUCACCUGAAUUUUUCUUGAUUAAACUCUGGAUUUCUUACAUCCAUAACAACCUUACUAGAAGAAAUCAUAAAUUGACUGAUAUCUUUGGUUGAUAUUAUAAUACAUGUUUUUUAAUGAUAUAUUAGAUUACUUAUACCAUAUUUUUUUGAUACUAGGUGAUGAGAUAUCAUCUCUCGGAUUGAUUCCCUCUAAUGUGAGAUCUUUAUCACAAUCAGAAAUGAAAAGAAAGUCAUCAGUCGUGCUCUCGGAGGAGGUGUCGAGAGAACACUAUGACAGUCAAUUUAGUUUUCUCAUGAGAAUGAGUGUAAAUAGUAUAUAUAUAUAUAUAUAUAUAUAUAUAUAUAUAUAUAUAUAUAUAUAUAUAUAAAAGGAGACUAACAUCUCUUCCUGAGGAAUGGUUCGCCUUUUAUAGUAAGGAUUGUGGAGGUUCCUCUUUUAGGGGACAAUGAUGUGACCCCUACUGCAAGAGGGCGACACCGAAUGGUGGAUCAAAUUCUUUUUCUUUUGUUUGAGUUGUGAUUGGCUCAGAGUAAAUAUUGGUAGUAACAUGAGCACGCCUUCUAUUGUACGCCAGUAUUGUUUGUCGCCAUGUGACCUUGACUGUAUAGAUGUAACCACACAUAGCUAGUGGCCUAGACGAUGUGCUGGCGUGGUUGCUUGGUAGCAUGGGCGCAAGGCGGCCAUACUGUUAAGUUAUUAAACUGUCUUGACGGGAGGACUGUUAAGAUACGAGGUAAUUCUUUUGCCGUUAAGCCUAUGAUGUAUAGACAUAUAGUCGUAUCUACGAGAUUCAUUAUCACUAAAUAUUUUAAACCAUAUUUUAUGCACUCAUAAUAUAUGGACUCAAUUAGUUUUUGUGGGAGCUUAAGAAAACUCUUCCAAAAGCCAAAAGUUUGUUUCUUGGUUUUCCUUUUCUUUGUAGCAUUACUUUCAACACCAUUUGAUUCAUUUUCUAGUGUAGUUUCUUCGAUUAAAUCAUCAAUUUCAUCAUGAAUGUCCAUAUGUUUGGUAUGAGUAUCUUCCAUAACUCAACUACAAAAAUAAAUAACAUGUUUUAUUAGGACCAACUAAAAGUAAUUCAGACAUUGUGGUAUGUACUAUAUUUUAUUAGGACCGAUCGAACGAAAUUAAAAGUAAAAUUUAAGAAAAACGACAUAGUUUAUUAGGACCUAUUGUAAGAAAGUGAAAGAACUUAAGAUUGUAGGUAGCCAUCUAUAGUUUUGAGGUUCCAACGGUCAACUCAUCAAGUGUCGAUUGGAAAUUAAGGUUAACACUGAUAUCACAUAAAUAUCCGUUAUCCAACAAUAGGGCCAAUUGCAAGAAACAAAUCAGCAAUAAGCAAAAGGACAAUAUGUUGCAAAUGUUGGUAGAACCGAAGAAGUGUAUUUUGGAAGCAAACGAAUGGAAGGGCCAAGGAUGAAAUCAUGCUAUAUCGAGAAGGUGGAGUUGUGGGUUGUUAUAAGUUAUAAGUUAUAACAGAGGCCGAGAGAGUAUAGGGCAUCGUUUCUUAUCAAUGAUUUUCAUUACUUAGGGCAUAAGGGUGCCAUCACAUAUUCAAAAAACAAAUAUUCUUUUUAACCUAAUAUAGCACAGGUCCACCUACAAACCUGCUCACCAACCGAAACACGACCCAUUUUUCCGUUUUGCCAUACCGGUUAUACGAAAAGAGAACCCAAACCCAUUUAAAAUCAAUCCGAACAUGUUUAUUUAUUUGUCCCUAUCGAGAAUUGACAUCUCUAACCAUUUCAACUUCUAGACAUCAUAAUCCUCUAGUUAUAGACCAACUUUUACUUUAUGAAUGCAUUAAAAACCACUCAAUUAAUAAAUCCACGAGUCAUAUAGUUUCAAUAAUAAGUUGAGAAAAUAAAAGAGUUAGGGUUGAUGGUGUCCUCUGUUUCUCUUUAUGGUGUUGUGAUCUGACACUGCCCAAUAAUUUAAAUUGAUUUGACCUAAGGGGUAUCUUUGCCAGUCAAAUUUGCAGGUCCUAUAGCUUUUAAGGACUCGUCAGUAUAUUAAAUCCCAAACAAACUGCCAAAUUCCAUUCAUAAACUCCACCAUCUUCACAAAAAAAAUAUAAAAACAUUAAAAAGAAAUAGACAUUUUGUUGUACCAUAAAAACAUCAAAAUGAUGCUUCAUGUCAUAUCAUUUCUCAAAACUUUUUCAAUCUUUCUUUGCAUGUGAUAUGUUUCAGUCUUUCAACACAACUAACUCCAUUCUUCCACAUUAUUAUAUGUAUAUAUACUUUUAACAUUUUAUAACAUACAGAUAUUUUAUAAAAAUAUAAUAAAAAAAAAAAACAGUCACUCAGUGUAUGACAUGCAUUUAAAUCUUGGUGUACAUGUGUAUUAUGUAAUAUGAAUUUCCGUAAAGGUGGCAGAGAUACAUAGGUAGCAAACAAUGACUGAGUGAAAUCUGGUGUUGUGUGAGGUAAAGGGACCCCUCAAGAACACAACAAAUUUACACAGUUGAGUGCAGAAGAGAGAAGGGGUGGGGUGGGGUGGGGUGGGGGUGGGGGUAUAGUACCCCUACCCCUAUAUACAUAGGAACCCCAUCUUCCCAACAACAGAGUAUCUCAGAGGUGGUUUAUUAAACCAAGAGUUUGAAUCAAGGAGACAAGAUGAUGAGUAGUGGUAGUAACGUAAAUCUUUUCACAACAGCACAAUGGGAAGAACUGGAACAGCAAGCUUUAAUCUACAAAUACAUGGUUUCAGGUGUUCCUGUACCUACUCAUCUCAUUUUGUCUGUCAGAAGAAGCUUAUACAACUCUUCCUUUACGAAUCCCUCUAAUCAAUUUGGAGUAUGGGAAGGAAACUUUCAGUAUAAUCAGUUGUAUCAAAUUGGGGGAAGGAAAAUCGAUAUGGAACCAGGAAGAUGUAGAAGAACAGAUGGAAAAAAAUGGAGGUGUUCGAAGGAAGCGUACCCGGAUUCGAAAUACUGUGAGCGACAUAUGCAUCGUGGUCGUAAUCGUUCAAGAAAGCCUGUGGAAUUAUUAUCUUCUUCUUCUACUACUUCUUCGUCUUCUUCAUCUACUGCUGUUAACGUUUCUUCAUCGCCAUUAACGACAACCACAAAUAUCUCGAAAUCGAUCUCGCCUUCUGAUCAUCUUACGUACCACAACACCCGGCACACUCGAUCGUCUCCUAUUCAGACCAACUUCAUCGAUUACAGGUACUUGCAAGAUGAGAGAUCGGUUUUCUUCCCACAAAACGAUCCAUACACCUCACAAAAGAUGACUGUUAAUGCUCCAUCUUCAUCUGAUCAUCAAAACUACUCUCACUUCAACUUUCAGAAUCUCAAAAAUCAGCAACAACACAAAGAGGAAGAUAUCGAUUUCAUAAAAUCAUCGGAAGAAACCAAAUCCAGUAUCCAAAUCGACACAAAACUCGAUGAAAUUCCCAAUAAACAAACAUUCCACCACUUUUUUGCACCACAAAAACCCAACGACACUCCUAGCUGGAUUGACGUUGACCAUCAUCAACACCAAAACUUCAUAAACCCACAGAAAUCGCCAUUGUCAACCCAAGACCUUUUCCAAUCCAAACCCAGAUCCUACUGGUAGUAUAAGAAAGAGAAUGAUAUGAUAUGAAUUUGGGAUUAUUACUUAUUAUCAGUAGUAAUUAGUAGGUAAGAAUGUUUGUUUAAGAAUUAAGAAUUAAGAAUUAAGAAUGAAUGGUAUUGGUAGGUAGAUGUUGGGGCAAGGGGGGUAAAAAGUGUUUGUGGAGUUUACUUGUCAUUAUCAAGAUAUUGUAAAACACAGUUUUCACUUUCAUCUGAAUCUGAAUAUGAAUAGUG
Messenger RNA from Lactuca virosa, 5327 nucleotides. NCBI's taxonomy places the organism in Eukaryota, Viridiplantae, Streptophyta, Magnoliopsida, Asterales, Asteraceae. The record is from the annotation of a GenBank genome assembly.